This is a messenger RNA of Lethenteron reissneri (Far Eastern brook lamprey), 5951 nucleotides long. Its product is annotated as neuropilin-2-like. Lineage: Eukaryota; Metazoa; Chordata; Hyperoartia; Petromyzontiformes; Petromyzontidae. The record is from RefSeq and is a predicted model, not a curated record. Gene Ontology annotation, cellular component: axon; postsynaptic membrane; glutamatergic synapse. Gene Ontology annotation, biological process: axon guidance. Gene Ontology annotation, molecular function: semaphorin receptor activity.
GUAACUGGGACCCAUACCCCCCCUGCCAGCUCCCUGUAACUGGGACCCCCCCUGCCAGCUCCCUGUAACUGGGACCCACCCCCCCCUGCCAGCUCCCUGUAACUGGGACCCACACCCCCCCCUGCCAGCUCCCUGUAACUGGGACUGUCUCGGCCCCCCGCGCCAGACACAGGGGGGGGGGGGGCUGCGCUUUCCGCGCGCUCUGCGCCGAGGGCUUCUGUCCAGGGACCUUUGGGGACCGUUCCCGACGUCUUCUGCGUGGCCUGACAAGUCCGUGCCGCGUUGGCGGGGGCGCUGGGGAUGGCCGCGAGGCUUCGGAGGCUUCUGGCGACCGCGAUGGUGGCGGUCGCUUUUUCUGCUGUCGUGGCCACGGAGGAUGAAGCUUGUGGGGGCAAGCUGUCAGCCGCCACCCCGGGGUACAUCAUGUCCCCCGGAUACCCCAGGGACUACCCGCCACACUUGGUGUGCCGCUGGGAGCUGCAGGCCCCGGAGCGCGGCCAGCGCAUUUCAGUCACCUUCAACCCGCACUUUGAUGUGGAGAAGACUUCGGAAUGUCGGUUUGACUACGUGGAGGUCCGGGACGGGCGAGACCCCAACGCAGAAGUUCUGGGCAAGUUCUGCGGGAACAUCCCCCCCUCGGCGCUCGCCUCCUCGGGCCCGGUGCUCCACAUCCACUUCCAGUCGGAUUACUCCACCCAGGGCGCUGGCUUCUCACUGAGAUUCGAGAUACAGGCGACAGAUGAAUGCUCGCACACGUUCACAGCUCCUAAUGGCUCGUUGCAGUCUCCGGGCUUCCCUGAGCCCUACAAGCACAAUCUGGAGUGCACCUACAUCAUCAAGGCCUCCGUGCCUCGCUCUGAGAUCGUUCUGAAGUUCCACACAUUCCUGCUGGAGGGAGACCAGCCUGGCACGGCUGGGAUACCAGUGGAUGCCACGGAGUGUCGCUACGAUCGCCUGGAGAUCUGGGAUGGGCCCCCACGUGGGGGCCCCCUGCUGGGCCGGUUCUGUGGAGCAAUGUCUCCUGGCGAAGUGCGGGCCUUCUCGGGAAUCCUGUCUCUCUCCUUCUACACCGACGGAGGGAUCGCACUUGACGGGUUUUGGGCGACAUACCGGGUCAUCCCGCGGCGUAUCAUCGAGUCCGUGCAGUGUAACCAGCCGCUGGGCAUGGAGUCGGGCAAGGUGGAGGUCGACCGCAUCGUAGCCUCCUCGACGCACAGCAGCAGAAUGUGGCAGCCUUGGCAGGCUCGCCUGCACAACCCCAUCAAUGGGUGGACGCCCAGCAGAGAUGAUCCGCGGGAGUGGAUACAGGUGGAUCUGGGGUCAUUGAAGCUGUUGAGUGGCGUGGCUACACAGGGGGCCGUGUCGCAUGAAUCACAGAUUGGCUACUUUGUCAGCUCCUUUCGACUGGAGGUCAGCAGUUUGGGAGCUGACUGGACAGUGCUCAGAGGGAGCAGAGCCGUGAAGGCGUUUGCUGGGAAUGUGGAUGCUACGUCUGUGGUGGAGAACCGACUGGCAGAGCCUGUGCUGACCCGCUUCGUUAGAAUUCGUCCACAAACCUGGGAGGGAGGCAUCGCCCUGAGGUUCGAACUGUACGGCUGCAGCCUGGCAGACUUCCCCUGCUUAGAGACGCUGGGCGUGGGGCAGGGCCACGUGCCGGACAACGCUCUCUCGGCCUCGUCACAGUGGAGCCCCCCGUGGGGAGCCCACGCCGCUCGCCUGUUGGCCCCCCAACGAGGCUGGGCUCCGCACAUGGCUGGGCUAUUCUCAUUUGACGAGUGGCUGCAGGUGGACUUGGGCAGCCUGUUUACAGUGCGAGGGGUGAUUCUUCAGGGAGUGCGUGGGGAUCUGGUGAAUCGGAGUGGGAAUGAUGAUGCCAGUCAGGGCGCUCAGGACAAGCCGGAGGGCCCCCUGUUUGUGAAGAAAUUCCGCAUGGGAUUCAGCGAAGACGGAGACACCUGGCACAUGGUCACAGAUGACGAGUCUUCGCAGCCUAAAAUUUUUAAUGGUAGCAGCAAUGUCGAUCUGCCGGAGAUGCGCAAGUUCGAGCCCGUGGAGGCGCGGCUGGUGCGUGUGCACCCGGAGCGGUGGUCCCCGCACGGCAUCGGCUUGCGUCUCGAGCUGCUGGGCUGCCGGCCUCUUGACAAUGGUGAGGAUGAGGUGGACCCAGGUCAGCCAAAGAUAGAUGGCCCUCCUGGACUGGAGCCUCCCUACAGCCUUGACAACGACCCAGGUACGUUUGAUGCUGUGGAGACAAUUUCAAAUUAUACAGAGUUCCACAUCCCAGCAAGGAGUCAAGACGACAGGGAGGAUGGUGAUGGGGUCAUCCUGGAAGGGUGGGGACCUGGCUCAGGGGUCCCCGGAUUCAACUGCGAGUUUCAUCUGGGCGCGGAUGGAGGGAUGUGCAGCUGGAUUCAAGAUGACCAGGCUGACCUUCACUGGCUGCUUGGAGAUGCAGAAGUCGAGGGGGAGGAGGAGGAAGAGGACAUCCACCAUGACAAUAGAGAUGGAUGCGUGUGGAUCAACACCCUGGGAAGGGCUGCGGGUGAGCGAGCACGCCUGCUCAGUGUGCCGCUGCCCUCUCACGCGCAGCCUCGCUGCCUCGCCUUCCGCUACCGCCUGCACGGAGACACGCUGGCCGCCAGCGCCGGAGUGGACUCGCUGCGAGUGCUGACGCGCACGCAGACUCCCAUGGGCAUGCGGGAGCAGCUGGUGUGGAGCCUGACCGGUGUCCAGGGGCGGGAAUGGAGAUUGGCACAUGCCGUCUUGCCAGUCAACUACGGCCCUUACCAGGUGAUUCUGGAGGGGGAGGUGGGGGAGCAUCCGUCGGGCAGCGUGGCGGUGGACGACAUCCGAAUCGCGUUCGAGAUACCGAUUGAGGACUGCCAAAAGCCACACACAUCCAUCGUGGAGACUGACACUACUUCAGGUGACCAGAUGCAAACUGAGGGAACGGUACUCCCAGAACUCAGCCUGAACCGAGCCUUGGAUCCCAUCCUGAUCUCGGUGAUCGUCGUCAGCACGAUGGGCGUGCUCCUGGGCGCCGUGUGCAUCGGCCUGCUGCUGUGGUGCGCCCCGGCACGCAGGGCGGCCUCCAUCGGCGCGGUCGGGGCGAGGGGCUACAGAGGGGCGCCCGCCGCCACCCUCGAUGCAUACGCCUUUGAGCUGUGCAAUGGAGCCAAGUUUGAAGACAAGUCUAACGGACAGCACAAGUUGUCUUCUGAGGCGUGAUGCAUUCGAUACAUCAGCUUCAGAGGUCCUCUCUUUACAUUUUCAAUUGGAACUCGAAUCUAAAGCCAAACCUGAUUCAUAUUAUUAAAGAAGAUUUGGCAAGAAACUUGCAAAGUACGAAGUUUUACUGUUAUGUAGCAAAGGCCAACUCGAUGCUUGUUGACCGAAUCUAGUCAUCUUGUCAAGUGUGAUUAUGCUUCUGCCAUAUGCAAUUAAAAAAGACAAUGUCUUGACAGACUGUCAUAUUUUGGCAUCUAGGGAAUCCAAACUGUUAACCUGUGCAACUGGAAACAGAUUGUGUCAGCGGUGAAAGAGCGAAUUUCCAUCUCCAAAUCAGACAUCGUAGAUACUGGGCCACGAAGACAGAGGCUGACACAGUGGUAACUGCCGCGUCGUCGCAAGCAAUGACACGUGGCCCUAUGUGCAUGAAAGUCGUGAAUGACCACAAAUAUUUUUCUCUGUACAUUUUUACGUGCCAUGCUUUUUGUUUGCAUACGUGAACUUUGCGAAUGCAACUGUAUAUAUUUAAAGUGAAAAUUGGCAUGUAAUCCAUUGUUAUUUAUAAUUUCUGUGUAAUUUGUCAAAAUAAAGUUUUAUAGAAGCAGCAUAUUAGGUCAUUUUGACGAUGUAUGAAGGAUCCUGUUGCACGAUAUAACUGUCGUCAUUCACGCAUUACCUUGUAAAAUAUAAAUUUGAGAGUAAAACCUCACAAAUCUGGACUCGGGAUAGCCAGAAUUUGAAGGCAAUAUAAUUAAAAGAUGAAAUGGCAUUUGUGCACUAAUUGUGCUGAUUCAGAGGAGGAAGUGUACGAUGCUCACCCCGACCAAUGUGAUGCAGUCAAUACAGCCGUAGCGCAUCAGUAUGUAUGUUGAACUACUUUCACGCCGUACAUAGACAACCGUGCUAAACGGAUGUGCGAGGGAAGGACAACAAACUAACCACAAAAAUUAGUCCUAACAGUUCAGUGUACCAUUGAUCAACGCUGUGCAUCCACAUGCUUAGCUAGGGCUCCCUUGCGCUAAUUUUCGUUUUCAUUUUUAGUUUGCAUUUAUUUGGCCAAAAAAUGUUUCAAGUCUGUGAAAUGCGGCCUGUUUCAUGGCUUUAAGAAUCGGCCUUCCACCUCUGCUUCAUGGUGACUGAUUAAACUGGACAGUAAAUGUAGUGAUUUUGUAUAUCACAUAACUAGUAAGCACUAGUUAUGUGAUAUUUUGCACGUCAGUUAUGUGUAAACAUAAUGAAACUUUAACAAUGAUGUAUUAUUUGCAGGUUGCCAGACAUCUCCUAUAAUCGGGAAAUAUGACCCCCCCCCGAAAGGAGUCCAGCUUUGUGAUCCACUACCAUGGUCACAAGAUGUGAUUUUUCUCAAUGUAGAUGCUAAAUUCAUAUUUGUAAUUGAUUACAAGCUCAUGAUAGAUUGCCAAGAAAAUGAAAUAUGAAUUUGCUACCACAUAUUUACAUAAAGUAGGUAUACUAUACAGAGGUUGAAAUGGGCUGGAACGCCAAGGUGUGAGUGAAAUUUUGAACCACACUGCAUUCCGCAAGGAAUCUUUAUUACCUGUAGCACGUGAUGUGGGGCACGGCGUGCCGACGUCACUCACUUCUGACUGUGAUGUCAUACACAGCACCAGCCAUGUGAGUUUCCCACCCAUGGCUCCAAGCCAUACUCUUUGGUUCUUUCGGUAAAGUCACGUAGGUAAAAAAUAAAUGUUAUUUAGAAUAUAUAUUUUACCUAUGUGACUUUACCGAAAGAACCAAAGAGUAUGGAUCCUUGCAGUCACGAAAACUUCAAAUCUAGAAUGGCUCCAAGCCAAUCAGUGCCCGGGACUAAAGGCCACUUGGCCAUGUGGAGUAGGCGGCGCUUCUAAGCUGCAGCCCGUCAAGAAAGAUAAACAGCUAUACAACAAUACAUAGGAUAGUAUAAAUAUCGUAAUUUGUAUAAAGUUUUUGUGUACAUAUUGUAAGUUUUAGAAACUGUGCAAUGCCAUAAGUAAUCUUAAAUUAGUUAUGUAUAAUGUAAUGUGUAAGUUAUGAGAUAGAAUAACCAGGUUGAUGUAUAACAUAGUAUUAAGAGGUGUAAAGAUUUAGUGAAAAACCGCUAAUACAAUUGAACAAAGUUGUGCAGCAAUGUUAUAGUUUAGAAUUGAGGCCAAACACAUGGAGAGUUGCGAUAAAAAUGUAUGUCAACAGAUGACCAAUUGUAAAUUACAGAGUGCAUUAGCAAUGGCCAUUAAACAACGUAACACAAAACAUGCUAAAAGUAAGAAUUGUAGAUACGAGGGUUCUUUAUCAGAUUAAUGAGGGUUCUGUAUUGGUUCUUUAUGGGUAAUGGCCUCAUUGAAAGUCUGUAUAAGCCCUGUAAUAUAGAACUGUAUCUGGAGGGUCCUCUCAAACGCGGGUAUAACAUUUUUGCAUUGCUCUGCUCACCUUUGAUGAGUUCGAAUAAUUUUCUCCCCAUUUCCAGCCCUGACACUAUACAAAAGUGUAACUGUACACAGAUGUGUUUGUGUGGUUGGCCAAGUUUCUGUCAUAUUGUAUGCAUAUUUUAAAUUAGUCUCUAAUGUAAUGCAAAAUAACUGCUCUUUAAUGCUUUAACAAGUCCUUGCCAUGAGUGUGAUAUGUUUGCCUUAAGAAAUACCAUUUUGCAUCCCUCUCGUUUCCCACACUGAAUUACAGUAUGUUUAUUGAUGAAGUUAACAGCGGUACAAUGAUGUUUUAAUAAACAG